GUCAAUUGUUAUUUUACUUUAUUAGGAAGAAUCAUUCUUGCGAUUAACAUUUCGAAGUAGUACCGUUUCAAAGUAGCAUGGAAAACCUUCCAUUCAGAUCGGUGUACCAUAUGGAUUACCUCGGCGGGAAGUACGGCAGGUACUUGGAUUCCUUACUGCCCGGACAGUUCGGCCAGACCGAUCUUACGAGGAAUCGGAGCUACAAUGACGGAGUCCGCCUGUUACAAGAGCGUCAGUACCGCUGGCUGCGGGAGGUGAUGGUGCCUCGCUACGGGAAGAGCCUCAACCUCACACCGCUGACCUCAGACACGAUGGAGAGCCUGAGGUACCAGCAGAGGGAGUACCGCCGCCAGCUGGCCCAGCCCAAGGAGGUCAAGCCCCUCCUCUUCAGCCAGGCGGAGUACGCGAGGAUGGAGGACUUCAACACCUUGUGCGACCUUCAUCGCAACACCUACAGGGACUACGAUAAGUUCCAUAUCAAGUACCCCUUCUUCAAGGAGGAGGACAAGUACUUUAGUCCGACGAAGGAUUAUAUAUUCCAGAUGUCGGUGGACAUGUUUCACUGAAGAGUUUUUCUUGAUAAUGAUAAUAGCAUUAUUAUUAAAAUUCACUAAAUAUUAGAUACAUUACUUUGUACAUUAGGACAUUAAAAUUGGAGUAUUCAUUGUAUUAAGGUAAUUCAAUUUUACGUUGAUGUUUAAUUAAAAAGGAUAUAACUUCCGUGUCUUUUAGACUCCGGUUUUUG
This is a messenger RNA of Nezara viridula (southern green stink bug), 745 nucleotides long. The record is from the annotation of a GenBank genome assembly. NCBI's taxonomy places the organism in Eukaryota, Metazoa, Arthropoda, Insecta, Hemiptera, Pentatomidae.